AUGAACUUCCUUUCUAUACUUGAAGUUUUCGUGUUCAUUCAAAACACUUUCGUCGACUCUGCCUACGUGGAGCAUUACUAUGAAUCAAUGGGAGCCACCUUGUAUUCGAACGGAUCUGAAGUGAUGGUGCAAAGUUAUGAAGAAGCGAGUGAGCAUUGUCAGACAACUGGAGGAAAAAUGCUGAAAAUAUUGAAUUCAGAUCAGCAAAGUGAUCUUAACAAUUUUUUGAACAAUUCAAAGCUUAACGUGAAUAGAAAUAAUGUGGUCUUCAUUGGUUUUAGAAGAUCUGAUUUUGAACAGAACCAUAAACUGCAUUCUAUUUUGAAACCAGAAGAACAUGGCAUGUCAACGUGGCUGCUAUCAAACUACCAAAUUUUAGAUUAUGUGGAACUUGAACAAAGCAGCGAUAACAAUUUCUUGAUCAUUGAAGACUAUAAGCUGAAACUGAUGAGUGGGAAUAAGCCAAAUCGUUUUCUGUGUUCGAAAUCAGAAUGUUAUGAAAAUGUUGAAAGUGAAAAAACCUGGUAUGAUGCAAGAAGUUAUUGUCUACAGAAAGGGGAAGAUCUAAUCACAUUUAAUAAAAAAUUUGAUGCUAGUAAAUUGAAAUUAAAAAUAAAUAAAGAUAAAGCAUACUGGUUGGGAUAUUCAAAGAUUAGUUGGUAUUGGGAGGAUGAACCAGACGUUUUCACAAAAUUCACAAAUUGGAGAAGAAAUUCUGAAACAACUUUUUACGGUGAUGAGAAAAAAUGCUCGGCCAUGAGUAUCGACGAUGUUUCACGGAAAGCAGUGGGGUCCUGCACAUCAGCAGCAAAAAAUCAUUACGUUAUCUGCAUGAAAGAAGCGCCAAAAUCAAAGACUCAAACUGUCAACAAACUCUGUGAUAGCUAUUUUACAGAACCUUUCUACCACACCCUGGAGACAGACCCGAUGAAACCCCCUUCCACUCAGCCGAUACAUAGGAUUCCUGCUCUGCCAUUCACAGACAGCCGAAAAAGCAUUCUUUUAACCGGCGUUUCUUACAGCAGCGAGGAUCCUUACAGCACCAUUGGUAAUGAGAUGGUUACUUAUACCAGUGCCAAGAAGAACAAAUGUAAGGCUGAAUUUAAAAAAGCUUUCACUAAUGCCCCUACUAAUGCUUCUACCACUACCACUCUGGCCAUUGAUACAACUGCAGCUACUGCUACAGUUAAUACUGCUGUCACUACUGCAGCAGCUUCCAUUGCUACUACUGCAGCUGUUACUACUGAUGUCGCUGGUGUGGCCCGUGGUGAAAACAACACAAUGAUGGGAAAGUCGACCGAUGCAAUGUUAGAUAUUCACAUUAAUUCAGUUAAUGAUGUAUACAUAAUUUAUAGUGUUUAG
Molecule: messenger RNA, 1362 nt
Organism: Helobdella robusta
Lineage: Eukaryota; Metazoa; Annelida; Clitellata; Rhynchobdellida; Glossiphoniidae
Exons: 7
Coding region: 1-1362 (453 amino acids)
Source: RefSeq, a predicted model, not a curated record